AUGCUAAAGAGCCCGCAAAAUUUUCGGAAGUGUGGUCUGUUAUUUGUGUCAACGUUUGAUUUUUUGUAUGCGUGUAACCUCUUUCCCCCCGUUUUAUUUUCUUCAGGUAAGGAGUCAAUGCCCAAGGUAAGCGUCCCACCUAAGACGGAGCGCCACGGGAAGAUCGAGGCGCCAGAGACUAAUAAUCCCAAAGUCUUCUUUGAUGUGUCUAUAAAUGAGAAAGCAGCGGGACGGAUUGUUAUGGAAUUGUACGCGGACACUGUGCCGAGGACAGCGGAGAAUUUCCGUGCACUAUGCACGGGCGAGAAGGGUCGUGGGAAGAGUGGAAAGCCGCUGCAUUACAAGGGGUGCAUUUUCCACCGAGUUAUACCAGGUUUCAUGCUACAAGGGGGUGACAUCACACGUGGAAAUGGCACCGGUGGAGAGUCCAUAUACGGCACAACGUUUCGUGACGAGAGUUUUGCCGGAAAAGCCGGAAAGCAUACCGGACUCGGUUGCCUGUCCAUGGCUAACGCGGGACCCAACACCAACGGUUCGCAGUUUUUCAUCUGUACAGCCAACACACCGUGGUUGAACGGAAAGCACGUUGUGUUUGGUCGUGUUACUGAGGGAAUUGACGUGGUGAAGAGCAUUGAACGGUUGGGUUCCGAUUCGGGGAAAACGCGCGGUCGAAUCAUCAUCGCGAAUUGUGGUGAGCUGCAGACGCAGAAGGAAGGUGCAGCCAAAAAGGAGAAGGUUAAGGCGAAGGAAGGAAACAAUGCAGGGAAGCUGUCCACCAUUGUCGAAGGGACCGGUGGAGCAAAGCGUCCACGUGAAGAUGUGGAGGAUUUGGAAGAACGGAAGAAACGCAUCCGAGAGAAGAGGGAGAGGAUAGCGAAACUCCGCGCCCAGGCGGAAGAGAAAUAA
This is a messenger RNA of Trypanosoma brucei brucei TREU927, 906 nucleotides long. Its product is annotated as cyclophilin type peptidyl-prolyl cis-trans isomerase, putative. Bases 1 to 906 code for a protein of 301 amino acids. Gene Ontology annotation, biological process: protein peptidyl-prolyl isomerization; protein folding. Gene Ontology annotation, molecular function: peptidyl-prolyl cis-trans isomerase activity. NCBI's taxonomy places the organism in Eukaryota, Euglenozoa, Kinetoplastea, Trypanosomatida, Trypanosomatidae. The record is from RefSeq and is a predicted model, not a curated record. The transcript has a single exon.